CAAUAAUCUAUUCAAAAUAUUUCCUUUUUCAAAUUCAAAAUGAUUUUGAACAGGCUCAUUAAGCUUGUGCUAUUUUCUAGUACCAUUUACUUAGUCAAAGCACUAGGAGUUUGGGAGGAACCAUUCGAAGCCAGAAACAGUACACUCGGUAAAGAAGGAGAAGAACCUUUGGAGACAAAAAAUUCAAACGACAAGUCAGAGGAGGGUACAGAUAUUGGUGCCACCAUAUCCAAGGAACUCCAGAAGAAAAAAGAGGAUUUGGAGAAAAAGUUUUGCCCCAAAGGCACCUUCUGCGAGCCCCCACCAAAGCCCCUAAGCAAAACAGUUGGCGAGGCACUUUCUAACACAUGGGGGGUCUUAAAAGGGAUUCCGUCCUACUGGAGCGAAACCUUCGAAACGGUGGGCGCUAGGAUCUGUCAGUUUUUCAGAGGAGAUAAAUGAGCUUUAUAUUUAAGUCAGCAUCUA
Messenger RNA from Drosophila mauritiana, 465 nucleotides. RefSeq lists its product as uncharacterized. The record is from RefSeq and is a predicted model, not a curated record. Lineage: Eukaryota; Metazoa; Arthropoda; Insecta; Diptera; Drosophilidae. The coding region runs from base 40 to 441 and encodes 133 amino acids. The transcript has a single exon.